AUGGAGUUGGAUAUUUCAUACACAGGAAUCUCUGGUGAGCUUCCUGAUUCAAUUGGCACCUUGAGUUCCUUGAAUAUCUUGUACCUCUAUGGAUGUCAAUUCUCUGGUUCAAUUCCUGAUUCCAUUGGCAACCUAGCACAAAUUAGGACGUUAUGGUUUUCGGGUAAUCAUUUCACUGGCCAUAUUCCUUCCACAAUCUCUAAAUUGAAGCACCUCACACAUUUAUAUCUUUCUGACAACUCCCUUGGAGGCGCAAUUCCCCAUGUGUUCUCUAACCUCCAAGAGCUAGUUUCCUUGGAUCUUUCUAAUAACAACUUCACCGGUCCAUUUCCCUCUUCAAUUUUAAACUUGACAAGUCUUCGACACUUGAAUUUCUCUCACAACUCACUGAAUGGCACAAUACACUCUUGGGUGUUUAGCCUCCCUUCCUUACUUGAUUUGUAUCUCCAUCAUAACCAAUUCAGUAGAGUGGCUGAUGAGAUCCAAACAAACCCAACAUUAGUGAUUUUGUAUUUAAGUUAUAAUCAACUCAAUGGUCCUUUUCCUCGAUCACUUGUGAAUCUCACUAGCCUGGACUUGCUUGACUUUUCAUCAAAUAACAUCACCGGCGAUGUAGGAAUAAAUAUCACCUUUCCUAGACUAUCAGCUUUGUUAUUAUCAUCUUGUGAACUGAUGGAUUUUCCACACUUCUUGAGAAAUGUAAAGACACUUAUGGCGUUGGAUAUUUCUAACAAUAAGAUUCGUGGUCAAAUCCUUAACUGGUUUAGCGGCAUGAGGUGGGACUCCUUGUUGCACCUAAACCUUUCACAUAACUCAUUAACAGGCCACCUACAACAAUUUCAUUAUUAUAGUCUAGAGUCUCUUGAUCUUAAAUUUAACUUCCUUCAGGGUCCACUACCUUCAUCCAUAUGUAACCUAAGAAGCCUUAGAAUUCUGGAUUUAUCACGCAACAACUUCAGUAACUCGAUUCCAAAUUGCUUGGGAAGCAUGGCUAACCUAACGGUGUUGGACUUGAGAAGGAACAAUUUCAGUGGGAGUCUUCCACUGUUAUGUACUCAAAGCACUUCAUUGACGACCAUUGUCUUGAACAGUAAUCAAUUAGAAGGAUCUGUCCCAGUGUCGUUGCUCAACUGUGUUGGCUUAAAAGUUCUUGACUUGGGGAACAACGCGAUAAAUGACGCAUUUCCAGCUUGGCUUGGAACUCUUGAAGAUCUGCAAGUCCUUAUAUUAAAGUCGAACAAGUUCCAUGGACCUACAAGUGCUAGGAAGAAGUUUUUCUUUCCCAGGUUGCGGAUUUUCGAUCUCUCUCAUAAUGCAUUCAAUGGCUCACUGCCUGCAGAAGUUUUUCGAAACUUUAAGGCAAUGAUAAAAAAUGGGACAAACAAAGGUGACAUUACAUAUAUGAAAACACCAAUUUUCAUUAGAUAUAAGAUAAUCCGACAACUUGAGAUGGAAAUAUUCAGCAAUGAAGUGUACGAGGAUUCAGUGAGGUUGGUGAUCAAAGGAAACGAUAUGGAUCUAGAAAGAAUCAGCACAAUUGAUACAGCCAUAGAUCUCUCAAGCAACCAUUUUGAAGGUGACAUUCCGAAAUCACUAAAGGAUCUCAGCUCACUUAGGCUACUCAAUUUAUCCCAUAACAAUCUCAAAGGUGAUAUUCCAAUGGAAUUGGGGCAAUUGAAUACACUUGAAGCUUUAGAUCUCUCUUGGAAUCAGCUCACUGGAAAGAUUCCACAGGAAUUGUCAACAAUGAACUUUCUGGCGUUCUUAAACCUCUCUCAAAAUCAUCUCGUUGGACACAUUCCUCAAGGUUCACAAUUCAGCACAUUUGAAAAUGACUCGUAUGAUGGCAACCUUGAUUUAUGUGGUCCUCCUUUAUCAAAGGAAUGUGGAACUAGUGAUUCGUCGCAUGUUCCUCAACCAUUGGAGUCCGAAAAAGAAGAAGCUGAGUUAUACCUUUUUAGUGGAUUUACGUGGGAAUCAGUAGUCAUAGGCUACAGUUUUGGACUAGUUGUUGGAACUGUCAUGUGGAGCCUCAUGUUUAACUAUCGUAAGCCAAAAUGGUUGCAUGUCAUAAGAGAAGAACUUCAAGAGGUUUCCAUUUCCAUGCGUUUGAGAUUUCAAAUGGAGAUUGCUUCUGCUUUGCUUCAGUUUAAGCAACACUUUGAGAUUACAUCCGAGUACGUUUGUCAUUUCCGAGGGCAAGCUUCUUUCCCAAAAAUAAAGUCUUGGAAUGAGAGUAGGGAUUGUUGUACUUGGGACGGAGUCACUUGUGACAUGUUAAACGGUCAUGUUAUUGGGUUGGACCUUAGUUGCAGUCUACUAAAAGGAACUAUUCAUCCGAACAGCAGCCUCUUCCACCUUCAUCAUCUUCAAAUACUAAACCUUGCUUACAAUAACUUUUCAACUUCUUCAAUCCCACAUAACAUUGGCCGAUUGACGAAUUUGAGGAAUCUCAACCUUUCUUAUUCUUACUUUGAUGGAAAAAUCCCAACAGAAAUCUCAUACCUUUCCAAUUUGGUUUCACUUGAUCUUUCUCCUCCUUAUAAGUAUGGAUUACAACUUGAUCAGAGAACAUUUGAGGCAAUGCUUCACAACUUGGCAAAUCUGGAGGUACUAUCUCUCUCUUUUGUCAACAUCUCAUCUCCGAUACCUGUGAAUAUUUCUUCCUCCUUAAGGUACGUGGAUCUUGAAUAUACUAAUCUGCGAGGUGUUCUCACAGAGAGCUUUUUUCUUCUGCCAAACUUGGGAAGGCUCAAAUUGGGUUUCAAUGCUCUUCUCAAAGGAGUUUUACCAAAGAUCCACCCAAGCAGUACUCUGUUGGAGUUGGAUAUUUCAUACACAGGAAUCUCCGGAAUCUCUGGUGAGCUGCCUCAUUCAAUUGGCACCUUCAGAUCCUUGAAUAACUUGAACCUUGUAGGAUGCCAAUUCUCUGGUGCCAUUCCUGAUUCCAUUGGCAACCUAACACAAAUUAGGAAGUUGCGGUUUUGGGGUAAUCAUUUCACUGGCCAUAUUCCUUAG
Molecule: messenger RNA, 3018 nt
Organism: Solanum stenotomum
Lineage: Eukaryota; Viridiplantae; Streptophyta; Magnoliopsida; Solanales; Solanaceae
Product: receptor-like protein 7
Exons: 4
Coding region: 1-3018 (1005 amino acids)
Molecular function (GO): protein binding
Source: RefSeq, a predicted model, not a curated record